This is a messenger RNA of Suillus paluster, 1497 nucleotides long. RefSeq names its product glycoside hydrolase family 30 protein. NCBI's taxonomy places the organism in Eukaryota, Fungi, Basidiomycota, Agaricomycetes, Boletales, Suillaceae. Gene Ontology annotation, biological process: glucosylceramide catabolic process. The record is from RefSeq and is a predicted model, not a curated record. The transcript is spliced from 15 exons. Gene Ontology annotation, molecular function: glucosylceramidase activity. The coding region runs from base 1 to 1497 and encodes 498 amino acids.
AUGUUGAAGUCCCUCCAGAUAUUUGGGUCCCUGGCGUUGCUACAGGCAGUUGCGUCGCAGCAGAUUUGGGACAUCUGGCAAACGACGUGGAAUAGGAACAUGUUGUUCACCUAUUUCCAGCCCACGCCAGACCCCAUCAACUUCGUCACCCCUGGUGCUAUCGGAAGCGCAGACAUCGUCAUUGAUGAUUCAUCAGUAUACCAAACCGUGUAUGGCUUCGGAGCAUCACUGACCGAUUCUUCUGCUGGGUUGUUGAACAACUUGAAGGCACAGAACCCUGGAAGUUAUUGGCAACUCAUGGAUUAUCUAUUUAAUGCUACGGAUGGUGCUAACUCAGCCGGGUUCUCCUAUAUCCGUGUCCCACUUGGGGCAUCAGACUUUUCUGCAAACACAUACAGCUAUGAUGAUGUCAGUGGAGACACUUCGCUGAACGACUUUAACAUCAACGCUGCGCCGUCUGGCGUUUUCACGGUUAUUCAAGACAUUCUAUCAAUCAAUGAUAUGGCCCGAUUCCACAUCACUCCUUGGUCGCCGCCCGGUUGGAUGAAGAGCGGGGGGACCAUGGACGGAGGCUCGCUUAAUACUCAAUAUAUCAACACAAUGGCAAACUACCUCUUGAAGAGCGUGCAGGGGUUCUCAAACAAGGGGAUUCCCAUUUACGCAAUCAGUAUUCAGAAUGAGCCGGAAAAUAGCGACUCCACAUAUCCGUCUUGCAGUCUGCCGGUGGCAAAUGAGGCACAGAUCGGCCUGGCUCUGCGUACACUGUUGAACAAUAAUGGCUUUUCGGGCGUCAAGAUUAUUGGUUACGAUCACAAUUGGGCGGAUGCUGCCAACUACCCUGUUCAACUGAUGCAACAAGCAGAAAGUGCCUUUGACGGGGUGUCCUUCCAUUGUUAUGAGGGUUCUGUCAGUGACCAGGCUUCAUUCACGUCUCAGUACCCAAAUAAGGAAGUAUACUUCACGGAGUGCUCAGGAGUCCUUGGUUCUGACUGGUGGAGUGACAUCAAGUGGUACAUGGACAAUCUCUUCAUCGGCAGCAUCUCAUACGGUUCCUCCUCUGGAUUGAUGUGGAAUCUCGCCCUCGAUGGAAACGGUCAACCAUUACUUCCGGGCACCGACAGCUGUGGCGGCGGAUGUCGUGGCGUAGUCCAAAUCAACAGCGAUGGAACUUGGAGCGUGAACCAAGAAUUUUACUCUAUGGGUCAAGCUUCUAAAGCCAUUCUCCCUCGCGACGUCGGCGGUCCAUGGGGUCAGCGAAUUGGCGUGAGCGUCGGUGGUUCGCUUGAUUGGGCCCUCGUAGUGGGCGCGUACAAGACGGGAAGAGUUUCGUCGAGCGACUGGAACAGGUACAGCAUCGUCGUACUUAACUGGGAUGACAGUGCGUCCACCAGUUGGAAUCCUCAGCCCGUGGAAGCCACUAUCGAGUUCAGGGGUAUGCAGGCUACAUACACAUUUCCCGUCGGUGUCACCACGCUUUGGUGGUACGCGCCCAACUAG